Molecule: messenger RNA, 519 nt
Organism: Acanthosepion pharaonis
Lineage: Eukaryota; Metazoa; Mollusca; Cephalopoda; Sepiida; Sepiidae
Source: the annotation of a GenBank genome assembly
AUGGAAGCCGCAGAGCAGCUUGACAAAAAACCUGAUGUAAUUAUUGUCUGUGUUGGUGGAGGAGGUCUCUUGAUUGGUAUUGUUGAAGGGAUGAAGAAAGUUGGUUGGGAAGAUGUGCCUGUAAUUGCCAUGGAAACAAAAGGAGCUGAUUGUUACAACAAAGCCAUUGAGAAAGGGAGUCUCGUUACACUCCCAGGUAUUACCAGCAUUGCAAAGUGUCUUGGUGCCUUGACUGCAGCGGAAACCGCACUUGAAGUUUACAAGAAGUUCAAUAUAAUCUCAGUAGUUGUUGAAGAUAAAGAGGCUAUCAAUGCCUGCCUACAGUUUUUGGCUGAUGAGCGGAUGAUGGUGGAACCGUCUUGUGGUGCCACCUUGGCAGCCAUUUACAGUGACGUCAUCAAGAAACUGCAGAAAGAGGAGAAACUUGGGUGCAUCAAAUCUGCACUCGUUAUUGUCUGUGGUGGAAAGUUGGUAUCGUUGGAUCUACUGCAGGCAUGGAAAAAACAGUUUGGCCUUUAG